AUAUACGUGAGGAUAUAUAUAUAUAGUAUCAUAUAUGUAGCCCAGCUCAACUUCCUAUCUCUCUCUCAUCUUCGGUCCUCGGUCUUCCCUCUCCUCCAAAUCCCUAGAGCCAUCCCCUCCAAAGCUUGCCCCAGGCGUUUGAAGUUGCAGAUCUCGAACAUCAACGCCAUGGCAACUUCUAGAGAGAUGAGGGGGGCUUCGAUCUAUGUCUCUGGCUCCGUCGUUUGCCCUAAACCUAGGCGAAUCGGACUCUUGAAUCCUUCCUUAAACGACCAAAUCAGACCCUCUUCUAGAUGGCACACCAAUUACCAAACAGAAAUUUCCGACUCUAGAGCAGGAACUGAACUACUUGACAUGAUUCUCACCAAGGGAAGUUAUGGUGCAGAAAAAUCCAAUAUCCAAGUGCCCUCGUCACCGCCAUAUUUCAGUGGGUCUCCACCGAGCAGGGCUUCGAAUCCUCUGAUCCAAGAUUCACAAUUCGGCAAUGACAAGUUCAUUCCAUUAUUGCAGCCACCCAUUUCUCCAUCGUCCUCUGCACGCAAAAGCGGAUCAUGCGCCCGAAUGAAAUUUGGGCACACUCCAGCUGCAGUGAGGAUUGAGGGGUUCGAUUGCUUAAGCAGAGAUCGCCGAAGUGUCUCUGCUGUUGCAUAAAACAAAACCCCCAUCCUAAUAAGCCCGCAAGAAGCAGAGGAAGAUCACAAGAGGUGAUAUGAAUAUUUUCGGGAGAGCGGACUCAUUAUAACAUAGUUUUUGUGUAUAUACAGGGUUGAAGUUGAACUUGAAUGGUUCAUCAUUUUGUUGAGUUUGUGUUUGAAUCAAAUUAUGUAUAUGUAUAUCUAAUCAGGUGUUGAGAGAAGUUGAUCCAAUAAAUCAGAGAGAGGGGGGUAAAGUGAAAUUCCUUUCUCUCUUUCUUGGGUUAGUUUUUGUUGAGACUUGUCACUCUUGUCCUUCACUGUAAUUGUAAUUCGAAGGUGAUGAGUUGGUAAGUCUCUUUUUUUUUUUCUUUUUUGAAAAUUUCCCUGUAAUUGUUGUUGCGUAGAAGCAAGCAAGUAAUAAGAAAGAAUUUUGUAUAGAAUCACGUGGAAAUGAAUUUGGCAAAGUUGCUUUA
Molecule: messenger RNA, 1108 nt
Organism: Camellia sinensis
Lineage: Eukaryota; Viridiplantae; Streptophyta; Magnoliopsida; Ericales; Theaceae
Source: RefSeq, a predicted model, not a curated record